AUGAAAUCUACCGGGGCUAGCUCUGAUGCGGGUACCUCGCCCUGCUCCUCAAUGAUGGGAUCCUUUAAUGGAUCCCCUAGUGGUGCAACUGGGGCAACUAUGGGACGUCCUCGUCCCCUACCUCGAGCCGGUGCCCUCCCUUGGCCUCUGCCUCAGCCUCUAGCAACGGGAGGAGCAGCUCCUCCCAGCUGCAGAAUCACUUCGCGGGCUGCAGAUCAGCUACAGAGUGCAACAGGACUUGAGCCAAUUUUGAGGACCAUUAUGCGAUUGAAGUCGCUAGGAUUUUCGGAACGUUGUAGUAAUUUAAGGAAAGCUCAAGCGAGUAUUCAGCGGAUUUGGAAGCGCGUCCCGACUGUGAUCCAGGGGCAGUUUCGUAGACGUGGUAGAUUCAUUGUUCCUGUGCCUGCUCGCGUUACUGUUCUCGUAGUCGCCCCUUUGAGCUUGGCGGUAGUGGACGAUCUGAGAGUAAGGUCAUGUUCUCGGGUGAGGCUGGGGGUGGGGUCCAGGGGUGGGAAGGGGGGUAAGAAAGCCUUUAGGUUGAGAAUUGGGUCUUGGAACAUUGGGACGUUGACGGGGAAGUCUAUAGAGUUAGGUAAGAUUCUUCAGAAGAGGAAGAUUAACAUAGCGUGUGUUCAGGAGACUAGAUGGAAUGGUACUAGGGCACGAGAUGUAGACGGAUAUAAACUAUGGUACUCAGGGAGCGCUGGGGGUAAGAAUGGGGUAGGUAUUUUAGUAGACAGUGACCUCAGGGAGCUCGUGGUUGAGGUUAAUAGGGUAAAUGACAGGUUGAUAAGUAUUAAGCUGGUAGUUGGUGGGUUUACUAUAAAUGUGAUUAGUGCUUACGCUCCUCAGGUAGGUUUGGACCAGGAGGUUAAGAAGCAAUUCUGGGAGGAUUUGGACGAGAUGGUGCGUAGUAUCCCGCACACAGAGAAGUUGUUCAUUGGCGGAGAUUUCAAUGGUCAUAUUGGGGCUAGUGCUAGGGGUUAUGAUGAUGUGCAUGGCGGGUACGGUGUUGGGGUUAGGAAUGAGGGAGGUAAUUCACUAUUGGAUUUUGCUAGAGCUUUUGAUUUGGUUAUAGCUAACUCGAGUUUUCCGAAGAGGGAAGAGCACCUGGUCACUUUCCGGAAUUCAAUGGGCAAGACUCAAAUUGAUUAUCUUCUUUGCAGGAAGUGUGAUAAAGGUUUGUGCACUAACUGCAAGGUCAUCCCAAGUGAGCACCUCACGACUCUACAUAGGCUCUUAGUUAUGGACCUGGAGAUCAAGAGGAGUAGGAGGAAGAGGGCCGAGUGCAGGCAACCUAAGAUCAAGUGGGGUAGCUUGACCAAGGACAAAGAUCAGGAGUUAGGGGAGAAGUUGUUGGCUAUGAGGGCCUGGAUGAGUAGGGGGGACGCGUCUAGUAUGUGGUUCACGACUGCGAAUUGCAUUAGGGUAGCUGCUAGAGAGGUCCUAGGGGUCACGAAGGGCUUCCCUGGGUGUCAUAAAGGGGACUGGUGGUGGAAUGGAGAGGUUCAAGGUAAAGUGGAAGCUAAGAAAGCUGCUUAUUUGAAUCUAGUGGAGAGUACAAACGAGGAGGAAAAAUGGACUUAUCGGGAAUGUUAUAGAAAGGCAAGGAAAGAGGCGAAGUUAGCAGUUACGACGGCUAAGAACGCGGCAUUUGCUCGUUUGUACGAGGAGCUUGAGGGCAAAGGCGGGGACAAGAGGUUGUACCGGUUGGCCAAGGUGAGGGAGAGGAAAGCCCGCGACUUAGACCAAGUCAAGUGCAUCAAGGACGAGGAUGGAAAAGUCUUGUUGGACGAGGCACUUAUUAGGAGAAGAUGGCAGACAUACUUCCAUAAACUGUUGAAUGAGGAGGGGGAUAGACACCUUGUGCUGGGUGAGUUGGAGCACUCCGAGAGUCGGCGGGAUUUUGGGUACUCUAGGCGAAUUACGAUGGAGAAGGUGGAAGGGGCGAUGCGUAAUAUGUGCAGGGGCAGAGCAACAGGGCCAGAUGAAAUCCCGGUGGAAUUUUGGAAGAGCGCGGGGCGGGCAGGGUUGGAGUGGCUCACCGGGCUGUUUAAUGAAGAAAGUAGGAACCGGCCAAGGAGCCAAUGCCACCCCAGGAGUGGCAGUUGGUUUAUACCUAAUGAUGCGGGUGAACACCCGAGGGGUGAGGAUAUUCCCCCAGCUACACCACCACCUGAUGCUACUACUGCUACUCCGACUGCACCAAUUCCUACUCCUACUGAGGGUGCAGCUAUACACACCCGACUGAUAUUCCAGUUCCACCUCCAACCCCAGCUUUCGGUCCCGGUGUUUCUGAUGGGGACCUUAGGGGAUCCAUACAGAUGUUGGCUUAGAUAG
This is a messenger RNA of Nicotiana attenuata, 2340 nucleotides long. RefSeq lists its product as uncharacterized. NCBI's taxonomy places the organism in Eukaryota, Viridiplantae, Streptophyta, Magnoliopsida, Solanales, Solanaceae. The coding region runs from base 1 to 2340 and encodes 779 amino acids. The record is from RefSeq and is a predicted model, not a curated record. Gene Ontology annotation, biological process: chromatin remodeling. Gene Ontology annotation, molecular function: catalytic activity. Gene Ontology annotation, cellular component: nucleus. The transcript has 7 exons.